AUUACUAGAAGUAUAAACUAUUUGUGCGCUUAUGUAUUUCAUAAACGCAGAGAUCAACCAGAGAGAGUGAAAGAGAUGGAAGGAGAGGAAGGUAGAUCGGUAUGCGUGACAGGAGGUACAGGAUACAUAGGAUCAUGGCUGAUCAUGAGGCUUCUUGAGCGCGGCUACAGUGUCCGAACUACCAUGAGAUCCGACCCAGGGCACACGAGAGACAUUGGCUUCCUCACUGGUCUACCAGGAGCAUCGGAAAAGCUCCAAAUCUUCAAUGCAGAUCUCAGCAUUCCAGAGAGUUUCAGUGCAGCCAUUGAAGGAUGCAUCGGCGUCUUCCUCGUUGCUACUCCGGUUGAUUUUGAAGACAAAGAGCCAGAAGAGAUUGUGACCAAAAGAUCGAUCGAUGGAGCAUUGGGCAUCUUAAAUGCAUGCCUGAAUUCUGAGACUGUGAAACGAGUCGUAUAUACUUCAAGUGCAGCAGCUGUUUUGUACAUAAAUGGCGAGGACGUUGAUGAUGAAGCAGAUGAGAGCAUUUGGAGUGAUGUAGAUUUCAUCAAAGCACUAAAGCCAUACGGAGCUUCGUAUGCGGUUUCCAAGACAUUAACUGAAAGGGCAGUUCUUGAAUUUGGAGAAAAACAUGGGUUGAAGUUGGAUGUCUUAACAAUAAUCCCUUCCCUUGUUAAUGGACCCUUCAUUUGCCCCAAGUUGCCCAGCUCCGUUAGCGUAGCAUUGGCUAUGAUCCUUGGUAAGGAGGAUGCAUAUAGUUUUCUUGCGAGUACUGCAUCUUCAAUGGUGCAUGUAGAUGACUUGGUCAGAGCUCAUAUUUUUCUCCUUGAAUAUCCUAAUGCGAAAGGAAGGUACAUUUGUUCGUCAGAUGGAAUCACAAUUCAACAGAUGCCUGAAUUUCUUGCUGCCAAUUACCCAGAAUUUCAAAUGCCAACACCAGAUUCAUUGAAGAAAUAUGGAGGUUCUAAAAUACCAGGGCUUUCAUCAAAGAAGCUUUUAGAUUCUGGGUUCAGAUAUAAAUAUGGUGUCAAGGAAAUGUUCGACGAAGCAAUUCAAUGUUGUCGAGAAAAGGGUUAUCUUCAGUUCAAUGGUUAAUGAAUUAUAGAUUCUACCACUAGUUUGUCAAAUAAAUGUAAGGAGCACGGUAUCUUGGCCGGACAUGAUAUGCCCCUUACCCCCACUAGAUUUGUGUCUUAGGCUUGCAUUUGAAUGUUGGCUUUAUCGUCUAUUAAGUUGGUCUAUCAAUCGUGAGUCAUGAGUACUCAAAAGAGAACAGCAAUUUAUUUUGCAUGUAUGCUUGAUUUAUAAAUUAAAGUAAGUUGAUA
Molecule: messenger RNA, 1322 nt
Organism: Juglans microcarpa x Juglans regia
Lineage: Eukaryota; Viridiplantae; Streptophyta; Magnoliopsida; Fagales; Juglandaceae
Product: vestitone reductase-like
Exons: 4
Coding region: 76-1092 (338 amino acids)
Molecular function (GO): oxidoreductase activity, acting on the CH-OH group of donors, NAD or NADP as acceptor
Source: RefSeq, a predicted model, not a curated record